Messenger RNA from Ectocarpus siliculosus, 1123 nucleotides. Lineage: Eukaryota; Phaeophyceae; Ectocarpales; Ectocarpaceae. The record is from the annotation of a GenBank genome assembly.
UGUCGCCAGGUUUCUGGUUGCGAACACUGUUGGGCGCGCUCACAUCAGCUCGAAGCUCGCUCACCAUACAGCUGACAAGACGGAAAUACAGCGGUUGGGUCUUCUCGGCACUCGCGGACAAAUAGCGGUGGAAACUCGUUGAAAUCUGCCGGACGCCGAGGCUAGCAGAGCGGCGCAGUAUUCCUUCGCCCGCCUUCCAGACACACCUCCACCCACAUCUCGUGGACCUUCCCUCGCCAUGGGAGUGAAAGAAAUGGAAGCAUCAGUGGUACAGCAACCCUCUACUUCGAGGUGGAGUUGGGAAUGUGAAUCUCCACCGCCAUCCCUUACACCCGAGCAGGCGUCGAUGCUGGAGACAACCAUCGCAGAAGUUCAAGCCAGUCCGCUCUGCUCAGGCGCCGCCGUAGCCAACGGCGGGAGGACGGCCGUUUGGCGCUACCUGGAGGGAGCGCAGUGGAGGCUCGAGCCGGUCCGAGGGAAGCGAGUUAGCGAGUUUUUUCUCGAGACAUUGGCGUGGAGGCAAGACGGCGGUGUGGACACGGUGCUGGAUCGAGCUCACACUUUCGUCGACGAAGCUUCCUCGGGGAAGCUGUUCGUCCGAGGCACCUCUCUGUUGGGCCGGCCACUGAUCUGGGUUCAUGCCGGGUGGGAGGACGGCGCAUCCGGCCCAGAAGCCAGCCUUCGCUUCUUGGUCUACACUGUGGAGCGAGCGAUCGCCAGCAUGGAGCCGGAAACGUCCACGGGUGCUAGCAAGGGACAGUUCUGCGUUGUGAUCGACUGCACUGCGACCGGCGGCGAUGGGCAGCUACCUUCCCUCGCCUUCGUGAGGGAGGCCGUGUCGAUGCUGAUGCUCCGAUACCCUUCACGACUGGGCAACCUGUUCAUCGUGAACGCGGGCAAUAUGGUCUACUACCUGUGGCGGGCCGUUUCGCUUCUGCUCUCGCCGGUCACCCGCGAGAAAGUCGUGGUAGUGUCCGGGACAGAGCAACAGCAGCGAGAGUUGCUGCUGCAGCACAUCUCGGAGGACGCGUUGGAAGGCGGGCGGCUUGGCUUGAAAGGCGCGCCGCCUUUCCACGCGGAGAGCUACCUCAAGGGCGGCGAUGCGGGUGGUGGCAAGCCGUAA